Trichoderma asperellum CBS 433.97 is the source of this 1236-nucleotide messenger RNA. RefSeq lists its product as uncharacterized. Gene Ontology annotation, biological process: DNA replication, synthesis of primer. NCBI's taxonomy places the organism in Eukaryota, Fungi, Ascomycota, Sordariomycetes, Hypocreales, Hypocreaceae. The record is from RefSeq and is a predicted model, not a curated record. Gene Ontology annotation, cellular component: alpha DNA polymerase:primase complex.
AUGCGCAGCUUUUACCAGCGACUCUUCCCCUGGCGACAGCUUUUCCAGUGGCUGAACCACAGCCCGACGCCUACAAACGACUUUGGUAAUCGCGAAUUUGCCUUCACCCUUCAGAAUGAUGCAUACCUGCGUUACCAGUCUUUUGCAACUGCAGAUCUGCUACGAAAAGACGUCCUCCGUCUCAUGCCCUCCCGUUUCGAAAUUGGCCCUGUCUAUUCAACAAACCCCCGAGAUCGAAAAACCUUGCGCAAUUCCUCCGCCUUCAAGCCUCUUUCAAAAGAACUUUGCUUUGAUAUCGAUUUGACAGACUAUGAUGAUAUUCGAACAUGCUGCGACAAGGCGACCAUUUGCAACAAGUGCUGGCAAUUCAUGACCAUGGCCAUCAAGGUUGUCGAUGUGGCCCUGAGAGAAGACUUUGGUUUCAAGCACAUCAUGUGGGUAUACUCCGGACGAAGAGGUGCUCACGCAUGGGUUUGCGAUAAGAAGGCUCGGUCAAUGGACGACCAGAAGCGCAGGGCUAUAGCAAAUUACUUGGAAGUCAUCAAGGGUGGUUCACAAAGCGGCAAAAAGGUCAAUGUCAAGAGACCUCUGCACCCCCACCUUAGCCGGAGUCUCGAUAUUCUCAAAACCCACUUCCAAGAGGACGUGUUAGAUGUCCAAGAUCCUUGGGCAACAGCCGAACAAGCUGAGAAGCUACUGCAACUUCUUCCAGAUCGUAACCUAAACGAUUCAUUACGGCGCAAAUGGGAAGCAGCCCCUGGACGAUCGUCCACAUCGAAAUGGGCAGACAUCGACGCUGUAGCCAAGACUGGUGCAAGCAAGCAUUUAGAUUCAAGAGCACUACUCGAAGCUAAACAAGAUAUUGUGCUGGAGUACACCUAUCCUCGUCUCGAUAUCGAAGUCAGCAAGAAACUAAACCAUUUGCUCAAAAGCCCCUUUGUUGUGCAUCCAGGCACAGGACGAGUCUGUGUACCCAUCGACACAAAGGCACUUGAAGACUUUGACCCUCUUGGUGUGCCAACUGUACAGAGUCUGCUGGCAGAGAUUGAUGCCUGGAAGGGUGGGGAGGAUGGUGAAGAGGGCGAUGACAAGUCUAAAGUCAACGUUGCAGACUGGGAAAAGACCAGCCUGAAGCCCUACGUCGAUCAGUUUAGAACGUUUGUAUCAGGAAUUAUCAAGGACGAAGGAAUUGCAAAGGUUAAGAGAGAGCGAGAGGACGACUCAAUGGAUUUUUAA